CCCCUAAAAAGAAGAAAACCUGCCUCUCAGAACACAAACAGCGGCUUCUUCUUCUUCGACCUUUUCAUACUCUCUUUCUCCACUCUGGUUUUUGCUUCCUCCAUGGCCGGAUUCGAGCACCAGGUGAAGGAGCGAGCCAAGGAGCUCAAGGUCCUGUUCAAGAAAGGCGUCAAGAUCGUCGGCGAUUCUUGCAAGAAAGGAUGGCACAAGGUGAAGAACAUCAGACGUUGAUGGAGUGCGAAUACGAUCAUCUUCGUCGUCUCCAUCGGGUUUGAUCUCAAUCGGAACUUUGAAAUCCUAGUUUAAUUUCUUUAGCGGUUAUUCCUCUGGUUUUAGGCUUUCCAAGUGUGACGAUGUAAAGAUCUGCUUCAGUGUUGUUUUGAUAUGGUUGAUCUGUUUUUCUAGUUUUGAAUAUAAAUUUUGAAAGGAUUUGGCUUUGGUUUUUUUUUUUGUUAGUACUGUAUUGAUGGUUUGAUCUUUGAUUUUUGUUUAAAUCAUGGUUUAAUCUGAUAUGAUCUUUAUUGGUUUGAUCCUCUUUUGCUUCUUUUUUUAUUUUCUUAAGUUAUAUAAUAAAAAUAAAAUUAACUC
Molecule: messenger RNA, 588 nt
Organism: Rubroshorea leprosula
Lineage: Eukaryota; Viridiplantae; Streptophyta; Magnoliopsida; Malvales; Dipterocarpaceae
Source: the annotation of a GenBank genome assembly